AUGGGUGAGACCCUCGCCUUUCACCUUGACCAAAACCCUCUCACCUUGCAAAUCAAGGCAAACCUUGACCAGUUGGCAACCCUAACUGUUGAUGAGAUUGAAGUGAUUUGUGGCGACGAUAUAACCGACACAUCUAUUAAGCGGACAUUCAAUGAGAUUAAAGUGAAGACAUAUUUGGACACAUUUGAGUUGUACGACAAUCACCUCAUCACUGGUCUCCCCGACUAUAUCUUUCACGAUGUGUCAUUCAAAACAAUGAACGUGUUCAAUGUGAAAACACUGACCAUGGUGGGCGAGAAUGCUUUCGCCAGUUCAGUCAAUACGACCACAUCUUUGCGGAUCAGCUCGUGUUCACUGAAGUCCAGCGAAUUCUUAUUUAAAGCCAUUUCACAAUUGGUUCGCUUGACUUCUGUUGAUCUCUCAGACAAUCAGUUAGAGGAGAUAAAAGAUAAUGCGUUCGGGUCUAACCAGCACCUAUUGACCAUGGUGCUUCUGGACAGAAACCGACUGAAGACCCUUGUAAACGGCUCGCAAUACAAUCCCAUAAGAAUUUACGUCAAACUGAACCAAAUCGCCCAAAUCGGUGACCAGGCCUUUGCCGGACUCAACCGACCCGUCACUCUAGACCUGUCUUUCAACAAUUUAACGCAAUUAACGGCCAAUACAUUCGCCCAUAUGUUAAGCUACGAGCCCUCAAAGAUUAUUAUUAAAGGAAAUCACGUGAACUGUGUCUGUGGUCUGCAAUGGGUUUACGUGAACAGCACUAUAAGGCCUAAGAUGUCGGGUCCCCUCCGAUGCGAUGAUAAGCGCUACUUCUCCAGCCUUAAUGACAUUGAUUUUAAAAAUUGUACAAAUGAUCAUGCUAAAAGCACAGCCCCUGUGACUGAAGCUCAGGGGUAUUGUAGGGCCACUACUGAGUCGCGCGCCAACAGGAGGACAGACAGGCCUGGAGUGUGUCAAAGGAGUUGA
Messenger RNA from Medioppia subpectinata, 969 nucleotides. NCBI's taxonomy places the organism in Eukaryota, Metazoa, Arthropoda, Arachnida, Sarcoptiformes, Oppiidae. The record is from the annotation of a GenBank genome assembly.